AUGGAAAGGCGACGGCGGCGCGGUCCUCACGGGGCCGUGGUGCCGUUCGUCCUCCAAAUCCACACGCCGGCGACCCAAUUCACCACGAAAAGCCGGACCGUUCCACGGAAAACGAACGCGAAAUCCUUCUUCCGCCGGCGCAAUCUAGGAGGAUACAGCAGUAUCAUACUGGUACGCCGUACCCAAACAGAAAUCCGUAGCACCACUGACAACUGGGAUCUCCCCGAAAGAAGUAGGAAAAAAAAAUUCAAGUUGCAGUGGCCCAGUUCACUCUUCGCCCGUCCGCGAUCCCGCAAGGCACCGCGCCGACCGCUCCCCGAGGCACGAGGGCCCAGCCAUGAAGCCCCUGGGCGCCGACAUGCUCCGCGGCCCGCACCUCCUCCGCGCCGCCGUGCUCGCCUUCGCCGUAGCCGUCGCCUUCCUCGUCGGCUACCACUGGCCCGACGCCUCCCCGCGCCUCGUCUUCUUCUCGUCCGCCUUCUCCGCGUCGCCCCCUGCCUCCUCCCGCUUCUCCCCUUCCGUCGCGCUCUCCCCCAACGCCAACAUCUCCUUUGACCCGUCCCUGAUUCCCACUCCCGCCACCGCUCCGCCCGCUUCUCCUGCUGCCAAUGCCCCGCCCCCGCCUUCGCUACCACCGCCGCCUCCUCUCCUCCCCCCGCCCUCGCCCGCGCGCCUCGGCAUCGUCGGCGAGGACGGCGCGAUGCGGGAUGAUUUCGACGUCGGCAGCGUCGGUGCCAACGACACCGAUCUGGCGACCGACGAGGCCGCGCCGCAGGAGCCGGGCAACGCAGACGACGGCGUCGGGACCAGGGUUCGGAUUGGGAGGUUCCCGGUCUGCCCCGAGAGCUUGAGGGAGUACAUACCCUGCUUCGACAACGAGGAAGAGAUCAGGCGGCUGCCCUCGACGGAGCGCGGCGAGCGGUUCGAGCGGCACUGCCCUGCCAAGGACAAGGCUCUCAGCUGCCUCGUGCCGGCUCCCAAGGGGUACAAGGCGCCCAUCCCCUGGCCUCGGAGCAGAGAUGAGGUGUGGUUUAGCAAUGUACCUCACACACGAUUGGUUGAUGACAAAGGAGGGCAGAAUUGGAUUACCAAGGUUAAAGAUAAAUUCAGAUUUCCUGGAGGAGGAACUCAAUUCAUCCAUGGAGCAAAUCAAUACCUGGACCAGAUUUCCCAGAUGGUACCAGAUGUUGCAUUUGGAUCUCAUACUAGAGUUAUCCUGGAUGUUGGCUGUGGAGUUGCAAGUUUUGGUGCAUAUUUACUUUCACGUGACGUCUUGACAUUGUCCAUAGCUCCAAAAGAUGUUCAUGAAAAUCAGAUACAGUUUGCUCUUGAACGUGGUGUGCCUGCAAUGGUAGCAGCAUUUGCAACACAUCGAUUAUUAUAUCCCAGCCAAGCAUUCGAUAUUAUCCAUUGUUCGCGCUGCCGAAUAAAUUGGACUCGUGAUGAUGGAAUCCUGCUCCUGGAGGUUAAUAGACUGCUUAGAGCUGGUGGUUACUUUGCUUGGGCAGCCCAACCUGUUUAUAAGCACGAAGAGGCCCAACAAGAGGCAUGGAAAGAGAUGGAGAACCUCACUGCCCGACUUUGUUGGGAGCUUGUGAAGAAAGAGGGAUAUAUUGCUAUGUGGAGGAAACCUUUAAAUAACUCAUGCUACAUGAACCGUGGUCCAGCAGUCAAACCUCUACUUUGUGAUACUGAUGAUAAUCCAGAUGAUGUCUGGUAUGUUAAUUUGAAAGCAUGUAUCAGUCAGCUUCCUGAAAAUGGUGAAGGACCAACUUCCAUCCGAUGGCCUGCACGCCUAAUGGAGCCGCCAAAGAGGCUUCAAGGUGUUCAAAUGGAUGCCUACACAUCAAAGAAUGAGCUUUUCAAAGCAGAAACGAUAUUUUGGGAUGACAUAGUUGAAGGUUAUAUUCGUGUUUUUAAGUGGAGGAAGUUCAAAUUCCGGAAUGUAAUGGACAUGAGGGCUGGAUUUGGAGGGUUUGCAGCUGCAUUGAUCAACCGCAAACUUGAUUGUUGGGUGAUGAAUGUUGUUCCUGUUAGUGAGCCAAAUACACUCCCUGUAAUUUAUGACCGGGGGCUUCUUGGAGUGGCUCAUGACUGGUGUGAACCAUUUGACACAUACCCAAGGACGUAUGAUCUACUGCAUGCAUUCGGCCUUUUCUCAAAGGAGCAGAAAAGGUGUAACAUCUCAAGCAUAUUGCUGGAGAUGGAUCGCAUACUCCGACCUGGCGGUAGGGCUUAUAUACGUGACCAGAAAGAAGUUAUACAUGAGAUCAAAGAAAUAACAAACGCCAUGGGGUGGCGUGCUACUAUACGUGACACUUCCGAAGGCCCAUACGCUAGUCGUAAGGUUUUGAUGUGUGACAAGCCUAUGGCGCGCUAGCCGAUCAGGGGAAGGUCUGACCCUUUCGAACUGCAGAGCUGGGCUGCGGUGACCUUUGGUUGAUUUUCCGGCACCUUUCGAGCUGACUACCAGAGCCUCUGUCGAGACUGACAUUUGUUCGUAGAUAGGUACAGGUUAGGUAAAGGUCUAAAGGUCAAAAAUUGUAACUAUGCAAUUUGAUUGAUCAUUCGUUUGCACUAUGAUGACCGGUGUAGUUCCUGACGCAUGGCAUGUUUUUGUUGUAUCAUCAUAAGUUUUUUUGAACCAUGUGUAUCAUCAUAGUAACGUUGAAAAAGAGUGAGAAUUGUUUUUUCCGGG
Messenger RNA from Phragmites australis (common reed), 2698 nucleotides. RefSeq names its product probable methyltransferase PMT11. The record is from RefSeq and is a predicted model, not a curated record. The coding region runs from base 338 to 2380 and encodes 680 amino acids. Gene Ontology annotation, cellular component: trans-Golgi network; cytoplasm; endosome. Gene Ontology annotation, molecular function: methyltransferase activity. Lineage: Eukaryota; Viridiplantae; Streptophyta; Magnoliopsida; Poales; Poaceae. The transcript has 9 exons.